AGGCGAUUGACCACUUCACUCGCCCGUCUGCGCAUUGCAGAUUCCGUACGGGAGAGAUCCUGUACAAGUUGAUGAGGGACGGGGUCACCAUCACUGACCCUGUAGGGAGGGCAAUGGCAGCCAGGCAUCUCGAGGUCCACGAGGACGCGUUGGAGAUGGAGGACCUGCAGAGGGCCGAGGAGGCAGCUGCCACAGCGACAGGACAGAGGGCACACGUGCACCACGAUCGUCGCACGCUGCAGACGAGGUUGGAUAGUUGGGCAAAGGGAGGCCUACAACAACAGUAUGAGAGGUUGUGGGCCAGAGCCUUGUACAGGGCUGGGGUGCCAUUCACAUUCAUACAGCUCGAGACUACGCAAGAGCUGCAUGACUUCAUGGUAUCAUUGAUGAGGGUCACGAUUGGGCCUGCUUUGGUCCUCCCCUCAUACACUGACAUGCGCACCCGCCUCCUCGACGAGAUUUAUCAUGAGAUAGCAGAGAGGGUCGCUCCGAAGAAGGCAAAGUGGAAGUUGAUAGGGUGCACGAUGAUGACGGACGGGGCAACGACAAGGUCGUACAAACCUAUCAUCAACUUCAUCGCAGCAGGCGAGGACGGGCCCGUGUUGAUCAGUAUCGUUGACAUGUCGGAGAGGGACAAGACUAGAGUGGCACUGGCAGAGUUGUGGGAGGAGGUCAUCCGCGAUAUUAACGUUAAGCAUGUGAAUGCUUAUUGCACUGACAACGCUUAUGCAAAUAAGGUGGCUGCACAACGGUUGCAAGAACAUCCGGACAGAGACAUAUCCCGGAUCCCUUGGCUCCCCUGUGCAGCUCAUUGCUUGAGUCUUCUCCUGCGCGACAUCACGCGUUUCUCGUGGGUGCGGCCGAUCUUGAAGAACACAUACAAGGUUGUGAUGUUCUUCAAGAACAUUCACAAGGCCCUCUCGUAUCAUCGGUCCUUCAAGGAGCAGGGGCAGCUGGAGCUGAUCCGGCCAUGUGACACACGGUUCGGGUCUGCAUAUCAGAUGGUGGAGCAACUUACCAAUCAGGAGAGGGUAUUGCGGAUGGUCGUGGGCAGUGUGAGAUGGCGGAGCACCCUCUGGAGGGGGAAGGCGGGGCAGGAUGAGCGCCCUGUUUGACAACUUGUGUUGUCGGCGUCAUUUUGGGAUUGUGCGCACCGGGUGCAGGAGGUCAUGAGGCCAGCUUAUAGCCUGUUGCGU
Molecule: messenger RNA, 1196 nt
Organism: Chara braunii
Lineage: Eukaryota; Viridiplantae; Streptophyta; Charophyceae; Charales; Characeae
Source: the annotation of a GenBank genome assembly